Molecule: messenger RNA, 995 nt
Organism: Glycine soja
Lineage: Eukaryota; Viridiplantae; Streptophyta; Magnoliopsida; Fabales; Fabaceae
Product: lysine-rich arabinogalactan protein 18-like
Exons: 2
Coding region: 81-803 (240 amino acids)
Cellular component (GO): plasma membrane
Source: RefSeq, a predicted model, not a curated record
UCUCAGCCUAGGGAGGGAAGGGUCCUCUGUUUAUAAAUCUUCUCACUCGCUCUAUUCUCAAACUCAAACACACUUCUAUAAUGGAUCGGAAAAGCCUCCUCUCCCUCGCAAUCAUCGCCAUUGUCGUCGCCGCCGUCGGAGGACAGUCUCCAGCGGCGGCGCCCACCACUUCUCCUCCGGCUGCCACCACCACUCCCUUUGCAUCCCCAGCCACAGCCCCUUCUAAGCCAAAAUCACCGGCGCCAGUUGCUUCUCCCACGUCAUCAUCUCCACCAGCUUCGUCCCCCAAUGCUGCAACCGCAACCCCACCCGCUUCAUCUCCCACAGUAGCAUCUCCUCCGUCUAAAGCUGCCGCUCCAGCUCCGGUGGCUACACCUCCCGCAGCCACUCCUCCUGCGGCUACACCACCGGCAGCCACACCUCCUGCCGUGACUCCAGUGAGUUCGCCGCCAGCGCCAGUUCCGGUGAUUUCUCCACCUGCUCCUGUUCCGGUGAGCUCUCCACCUGCACUCGCACCGACAACUCCCGCACCCGUGGUAGCACCCAGCGCUGAGGUUCCGGCACCCGCUCCCAAGUCAAAGAAGAAGACAAAGAAGAGUAAGAAGCACACUGCACCAGCACCGUCGCCGUCAUUGCUUGGCCCUCCCGCUCCUCCGGUAGGAGCUCCGGGAUCAAGCCAGGAUUCCAUGUCUCCUGGUCCAGCUGUAUCUGAGGACGAGAGUGGAGCUGAAACCAUCAGGUGCUUGAAGAAGGUCAUUGGAUGCUUAGCCUUGAGCUGGGCUACCCUUGUUUUGUUCUUCUAGAGAAGAGGCUGAGGCUUCAUUGCUGCUGUUACAUAGUAUUAUUGUAUCAUUUAUUGUCUUUUUUGGACCCUGUCGGGGGGCUAAAAUUAAAUUUAUUACCAUUGUUUUCUUCAAUCUCUUAUUACUUUAUAAUUGAUGAUGUUUGUUGACACUAUUAUUAUUUUAGUACUCCUUGCUCCCUUGCUUCGUGUU